Messenger RNA from Gallus gallus (chicken), 4383 nucleotides. It is a transcript of the gene FKTN, whose product is annotated as fukutin. The record is from RefSeq and is a predicted model, not a curated record. Lineage: Eukaryota; Metazoa; Chordata; Aves; Galliformes; Phasianidae. Bases 121 to 1305 code for a protein of 394 amino acids. Gene Ontology annotation, cellular component: Golgi membrane. The transcript has 10 exons.
ACAGCGGGCGGCGCGGAGCGGGUGGUGGCGGCUCAGGCCGGCGGCGGGGCGUUGCGCAGCGGGGAAGAUGAGAGGCGCGGCGCUGCUGUGGGGCGGCGUUGUCGUGCGGCCCCGGGACUGAUGCAGAAGGUCAACAAGAACGUGGUGCUGGCUGUGCUGAGCCUGACCAGCCUGGUGUUCCUCCUCUUCCAGCUGUACUACUACAAGUUCUACCUGUCGCAGAAGAAUGGGACGGUUUUUUCAAAAGCCAGAGGAAGCCAGUCUGGCCAGGACAGCACGAGAUGGCAUGUGGUUAGGAAGUUCCUAGGCUUAAUAUCCAGUCACAACAUACCGGUGUAUUUGAUUGAUCCUUUAAUUCUGGGACUUGUUGAUAAAGACAUUGAACAGAUCAGAAGUUCUUCUGAUGGCCCUAGUCCGGAAUGCAAGUACUUCUGUGCUCCAAGAGACUUCACUACAUUUGCGCUACUGGACAAAGCGUGGAAACAUGAAGUGGGACUUUUUAGAACUGCUGAGAAGAUGGGGUUCCAAUGGCUAAAGGUUCUAAAUAAGGACCCUCGCUUGGAUGGGAUGGAUGACCUGUCUGGGACUGAAAUUCCCUUGCACUACAUUUUUAAACUAGCAUCUCAUGCCAUUCACCUGGUGGUUUUCUAUGAGAGGAGUGGUAAUUUCCUCUGGCAUGGCCCCCUAAGGCUCAAGCAACAUAUGGACAGAAAAUUUGUGCCUUUCCGGAAGCUCCACUUUGGUCGCUACCCUGGAGCAUAUGAAAAGCCUGAACUUCUGCUUGUUUCGAUUGAUGACUUAAAAGUUCAAAUUCCAAAAAAUCCAUCCAGUUUUCUAGAAGAGAUGUCACACUCUAGAUUUCUUGAAUGUAGGUACAGAGAAGCUCGGGCUUUCUUUCAGGUGUAUCCUGAUGAUGCCUCUUUUGAUGCAGUGGAAUUCAGAAGAAAAGCAAAAUCCUUGCUCCAUCUGGCUGCUCUGACACUGAAUAACUUGGGAGUAAAGUUCUGGCUGAGCAGUGGAACGUGCCUUGGAUGGUAUAGACAGUGCAAUGUCAUUCCUUACAGCAAAGAUGUGGACCUGGGGAUCUUUAUAAGGGACUACAAAGCUGAUAUCAUUCCAGCCUUUCAGAAAGCAGGAUUACCAUUAAAACACAAGUUUGGCAAGGUAGAAGACAGUUUGGAACUCUCUUUCCAGGGAGAUGACGAUGUGAAACUUGAUAUUUUUUUCUUCUAUGAAGAAGAUGACUAUAUAUGGAAUGGAGGAACUCAGGCAAAGUCGGGCAAGAAAUUUAAAUUUAAGAAGUAGGAGUGAUCCUCUGCAGGAAUGGUGCGUAGACUUUGGUUUAACAUAUAGGGCUCUUACCAGAUGUCAGUCUGAUCAAGCUGAAAUGUACCUGUCAAUUUCCAGUAGUAUCAGCAUACCUCUACGUGGGGCCUGCACUGAGCCCUCUGCAGAAAAGAACAGGCACAAAAUGAGGUGGGUUUGAUAGAAUAUAUAUUAAUUUGAAUGGGUCAUGGGGGUUUCAGAAAGUAUAGAGUGGCAGCUGUAUCUUAAGUCUUUGCAGCUGCUCCAAGUCUGGCACUGUGUUUAAGCAGGGUUGCUGAAGGCUAAUGGAAUGCUUUUUUUCAUAAGAUUGAAGAAAGGUAAAAACUUGUUUGUAAAAAAAAUUGUACCUUUGAUUUCCACGCCUGACUCACAGUAAAAUUUUUCAUGCUGUAUUUGAAAUCCUCCUUCCCAAAAAAAACGUGUCAAAUAUCUUGAUAUCCUUCAAACAAGGUAGCUUAAUAGCUUAAUUUCAAUUUGUAAGUGGAAAAGUAGAGACAGGGACUAAUUUCUUUUACAUGGGAGAAUAUUAUGGGAGUAAACAGCAGUAGAAUUAGAAAUGCUCCUCCUUGAGAACACGUGGCAAAUGUUAACCAGCUACUGUUGAUAAAAACCCCAUUCAGUUGGUAAAUGAUGCUUCAUAGGUAGGAAUCUGUGAAAUAAGAAAAAAAUCUGCAAAUGUGACUUGGCCAGUCAUUGCAGUUGCUUGCUUUCUCUGUGGACUGACUUACAUGUGCUGAGCUAAGUGUGUCUUCUGCUGGUGACCAUGUCCUUUUGUGGUGCAGGUAUCUCUUCCCAAAGUUUACUCUGUGCUGGACUGAAUUUGUAGAACUCAAGGUACACGUACCCUGUGAGACCCUGCAGUAUGUUGAAGCCAACUAUGGCCCAGACUGGAAGGUUCCUGUCAAGACGUGGGACUGGAAGAACUCACCAUCCAAUGUGCAGUACAACGGUGUCUGGCCUGUUGACGAAUGGGAUGAAGUCAUUCAAAUCUACUGAACACCUCUUUGGUUCCAGAAAGUGUCUGGUAUCCUUGAAAUUGUCAGUCUGUAAUUUCCUGUCUCCCAAAGGCAUCAACACCUGCUACGUUUGUAACUCCUCAUCUGUUUCCUAAAGAGACAUUUCCUAUUUUUUGCUUAGCAGAUAAUUUUUACAUAUUCACUGUGAGUUGUCCACAUAGUUAAAGAUUAAAGGUAGAUUGUGGGAACUGAGGAGGAGGAAAGCUGAAAGUAAAAGCAUACAAAAUCUUGCAGUAACUGUAUGGGCAGUUGGCUAUUAAAGCAAAACCCGUGGCCAAGUUGCUUGAUCUGGGGAUCAUCAAAACCUUGGGACUGUUCGCUGCUUGUGAAAGAUAGGACAGAAAAUUCUGAAGAUACUCUGUUUUUUUCUGAGGAGCUCAUAUGGAUUUACAAUUCUUAAACACCCAAUUUGUCAGUCCCAUAAAUGCAUUUAAUUUGAGACUGAUGUAUGCAAGGGGGUUGCCUCUUGUAGUGGAAUGUUUCAGUUCAGAACCUGUGUGACCCACCUGCUCUGCAUGUGUUGGGUUAUGGUAUAAUAUUAAGUGAAGGAAGAAUCAGAAGCACUAUCUGCAUCAGAGAUCUUCCAGUAACAGCUGUUUGGUUUUUUUUUUUCAUGAACUAACAACCACAUAUAUUAACAACAGGGAAUGUUAGGUGUUUUUUUCUCUUUUUUUAAGAACUUGAGGGCGUAUGCUGCAGGAAAGUGUUUCCCAUUAAAAUACACUACCUGGUUUUGAUGUCCCAAUUGGUGUUCCCUCUGUAGGAGCCGAGCAGACUUUAGAGGAUCAUACCUAUCUCUGCUCUCUAGAAAUGAGAGAAUUGAUACUUUUCUGUUAAACAUGGGCUCACAGAAGGUCAGUAUGAAUCAGAGCUCUUUUCUGUAAGCAUAAGCAGAAAUGUGUACAAAUACCAACUGCUCCAUUAAAUUUGCAAUAGCAUAAUUGCAAGUGAAGUGCAAGUGUAUAUUGGGCUUUGAAUGGGAAAGGUGCAAGCCUGACGGCUCUCUUGUUUCUGGUUGUGUUCUUGGCCAGUGAGAUAAGCUUUUUUUGUUCUGUGUUUUGGGGAGGGAAAAUAGCUUUCAUAUGAGCUUGUGUUCAUAUGAAAUGAGCAGGAUUGUUCCAGUCCUGCUGUGCAGGAAAGAUGAGACCAUUAGUGUUACUAGUCAGCUAGGACUAGUAUGCGAUACAGACCCAGCAUUACUUAUGAACUAGUAUCAAGGUACUGAAUGUUUGCCUUAUUUUCCUGCAACACAUCUGAAUUCCCUCUUUUCAUGUUGAAGUAGAAGGGCUGUCUGCGAUCUGCAGCUCUUCCACGCUUUUACUGGCAAGAUUGAGUGUGUGGUUUGCAUUCUGUUGGUGUGCAAUUUUCAGCUCUGUAUUCAAAUACAUACAGUUCUGAAGAGAUGAAAUGGCCGCUGCCGUGGGGCUGUUCCAGCACUGUAUCAUUCCAGGUGCACUCUGGGUCUUCCCUGCUGUUUUCAUCCUGGAUUGUGUGGCAUACAUUUCCCUGCUAGUCCUCUGUGUCCCAGAGCUCUCCUGCCACUGAAGCACUGCAGUGAAUUAUACAGCUUCUGACAAAAACUUGUCAUGUUGCCUUGAAGUGGUACUGUAACUUUGCCUAAUUAAGAAGAACAAGAUGUGAAAUCCUACUAUUGCCAUUUACUUGCAAACAUAAACAUUGCGUCAUAAGGGAUUAUUUCUCAGGUAGAUUUUUUUGGUAUUUUUUUUCCUUAAAAUGGAAAAAGCCAGUGUCCUCAUGAUUCCACUGCCCAGAACUCUGUUGUCAUUGACUUCCGUGUUCAACAGUGUACAAUAAGCCUGCAAGUUCUACAACUGUGAUAGAUCUUUCAAGAAUCAAAGGACAGGUUCUAUCAGAAAAUUGUAAUCCUGUCAAAGUUUUGACUUCGUAGAUGGAAAGAAUUUGUAAUGGAAAGAAUGCAUGUCCCUGGGAGAGACGAUGUCUUAAAUAUUUGAUGAUAACUCUGUAUAAGUUAUUCAAGUUCAAAUAUUUUCGGAAGAUACAAAUAAAUAUUUAACACUGA